This is a messenger RNA of Tupaia belangeri chinensis (Chinese tree shrew), 4759 nucleotides long. RefSeq names its product glycerol-3-phosphate acyltransferase, mitochondrial (gene GPAM). Gene Ontology annotation, molecular function: glycerol-3-phosphate O-acyltransferase activity. The transcript has 21 exons. Gene Ontology annotation, biological process: glycerol-3-phosphate metabolic process; triglyceride biosynthetic process; phospholipid biosynthetic process. The coding region runs from base 30 to 2516 and encodes 828 amino acids. Gene Ontology annotation, cellular component: mitochondrial membrane; plasma membrane. The record is from RefSeq and is a predicted model, not a curated record. NCBI's taxonomy places the organism in Eukaryota, Metazoa, Chordata, Mammalia, Scandentia, Tupaiidae.
CACAUGAUUUGGGAGCUACACUUUGUGACAUGGACGAAUCUACACUGUCCCUUGGCACAAUAGAUGUUUCUUAUCUUCCAAAUUCAUCAGAAUACAGUGUUGGUCGAUGCAAGCAUGCAAGUGAGGAAUGGGGUGAAUGUGGCUUUAGGCCUGCUGUCUUCAGAUCUGCAACCUUAAAAUGGAAAGAAAGCCUAAUGAGCCGGAAAAGGCCAUUUGUUGGAAGAUGUUGUUAUUCCUGUACUCCCCAGAGCUGGGAUAAAUUUUUCAACUCCAGUAUUCCAUCAUUGGGUUUGCGGAAUGUUAUUUAUAUCAAUGAAACUCACACAAGGCACCGAGGAUGGCUUGCUAGACGUCUUUCUUAUGUCCUUUUCGUUCAAGAGCGAGAUGUCCAUAAGGGCAUGUUUGCCACCAAUGUGACGGAAAACGUACUGGACAGCAGUAGAGUACAAGAGGCAAUUGCAGAAGUGGCUGCUGAAUUAAACCCAGAUGGCUCUGCCCAGCAGCAAUCCAAAGCCAUCAGUAAAGUGAAAAAGAAAGCCAGAAGGAUUCUGCAAGAGAUGGUUGCCACUGUCUCGCCAUCUAUGAUCAGAUUGACCGGAUGGGUGCUGCUAAAACUGUUCAACAGUUUCUUUUGGAACAUUCAAAUUCACAAGGGUCAACUUGAGAUGGUUAAAGCUGCGACUGAGACGAAUUUGCCGCUUAUAUUUCUACCAGUUCAUAGAUCCCAUAUUGACUAUCUGCUGCUCACUUUCAUCCUCUUCUGCCAUAACAUCAAAGCACCAUACAUUGCUUCAGGCAAUAAUCUCAACAUCCCGAUCUUCAGUACCUUGAUCCAUAAGCUUGGGGGCUUUUUUAUACGACGGAGGCUAGAUGAAACACCAGAUGGUCGGAAGGAUAUUCUCUACAGAGCUUUGCUCCAUGGGCAUAUAGUUGAGUUACUUCGACAGCAGCAGUUCUUGGAGAUUUUCCUGGAAGGCACACGCUCUAGGAGUGGAAAAACCUCCUGCGCUCGGGCAGGACUUCUGUCAGUUGUGGUGGAUACUCUGUCUACCAAUACCAUCCCGGACAUCUUGAUCAUACCUGUUGGCAUCUCCUAUGAUCGUAUUAUUGAAGGUCACUAUAAUGGUGAACAGCUGGGCAAACCUAAGAAGAAUGAGAGUCUUUGGAGUGUAGCAAGAGGUGUAAUUAGAAUGUUACGAAAAAACUAUGGGUGUGUCAGAGUGGAUUUUGCACAACCAUUUUCCUUAAAGGAAUAUUUAGAAAGCCAAACUCAGAAACCUGUGUCAGCCCCGCUUUCCCUGGAGCAGGCGUUGUUACCAGCUAUCCUUCCUUCCAGACCCAAUGAUGCUGCUGAUGAAGGUGCAGACACGUCCAUGAAUGAGUCCAGAAAUGCAACAGAUGAAUCCUUCCGAAGAAGGCUGAUUGCAAAUCUGGCUGAGCACAUUCUAUUUACUGCUAGCAAGUCCUGUGCCAUUAUGUCGACACACAUUGUGGCCUGCCUGCUGCUCUACAGACACAGGCAGGGAAUUGAUCUCUCCACGUUGGUGGAAGACUUCUUUGUGAUGAAGGAGGAAGUACUGGCUCGUGAUUUCGACCUGGGGUUCUCAGGAAAUUCAGAAGAUGUAGUCAUGCAUGCCAUACAGCUGCUGGGAAAUUGUGUCACGAUCACCCACACUAGCAGGAACGAUGAAUUCUUUAUAACUCCCAGCACAACUAUUCCUUCAGUCUUCGAACUCAACUUCUACAGUAACGGGGUACUCCACGUCUUUAUUAUGGAGGCCAUUAUAGCCUGCAGUCUUUAUGCGGUUCUGAACAAGAGGGGCUUGGGAGGGCCUGCCGGCACCUCCCCGAGCCUGGUGAGCCAGGAGCAGCUGGUGCGGAAGGCUGCCAGCCUGUGCUAUCUGCUCUCCAAUGAAGGCACCAUCUCCCUCCCUUGCCAGACAUUUUACCAAGUUUGCCAUGAAACAGUAGGAAGGUUUAUCCAGUAUGGCAUUCUUACAGUGGCAGAGCAAGAUGACCAGGAAGAAAGCAGUCCUGGUGUUGCCGAGCAGCAGUGGGACAAGAAGCUUCCUGAACCUUUGUCUUGGAGAAGCGAUGAAGAAGAUGAAGACAGUGAUUUUGGUGAGGAGCAGCGCGAUUGCUACCUGAAGGUGAGCCAGUCCAAGGAGCACCAGCAGUUCAUCACCUUCUUACAGAGACUCCUGGGGCCUUUGCUUGAGGCCUACAGCUCUGCCGCCAUCUUCAUUCACAACUUCAGUGGUCCUGUUCCGGAGCCUGAAUAUCUGCAGAAGUUGCACAAAUACCUAAUAACCAGAACAGAAAGAAAUGUUGCAGUAUAUGCGGAGAGUGCCACGUAUUGUCUUGUGAAGAAUGCUGUGAAAAUGUUUAAAGAUAUUGGGGUUUUCAAAGAGAUCAAACAAAAGAGAGUAUCCAUCUUAGAACUGAGCAGUACUUUCCUACCUCAAUGCAACCGGCAAAAACUCCUAGAAUAUAUUCUGAGUUUUGUGGUGCUGUAGGGAACUUCUGGCACCUCUGCAAAUGAAGGGCAUGAGAAGAAUCCCCCAUAGGCUCCAGCCUCUGGCUCGAGAGUUGAAGGUGCCGUUGUGUGGUCAGGCCUGCCCUGUCCCAAGGUGAUCUCUUGGAAGACAAGUGCCUUCUCCCCUCCGUGGGUCUGUGAUCUUCCCAACACUGAGACGACACAGCGGCCUCAAGAUAAUACUAAGGGGCUUGCAGCCUCCAUUUGCAACUCAUAAUCAGUAGGUUACAAGAUGAAUUCUCAAUAAAUGAUUCUGGAGCUUGUUAUAGAUUCCCGUUUAAGGACAACUCUGAAGGACUAAUUACUGUGAUGGACACAGACGUGGUUGUAUUCUAGAACUGAAUCUUGUGUAGUAAGUAGUCUACUUAACACUGUUGGGUAAUUCAUUGGUAUGUUUUCUGAUUAAUAGUUAAUGCUUUCUUUAAAAAUAACUGUUCAGUCUUUUUCAGUUCUGUCCUUGUCAGUAGUAGCUAAAUUUUAAAUGGGAACACCUUUCAUCCCAAAGUGCUUUACAAAGGAAUGGGCUGAUAAAGCACCACCCCCAAGUAGUCACUGUGCUGUCCUUCGCAGUCAGCUUGAGAAAGUAUUUUUAAAAGCUACAUGAAAACAGAUACCAGUUUAGGUCAGGAAUUGAAAUGUUGUGAUCAGAUAGUUAACAUCAGGAAAUUAAGUUGGCUGGCUAAAUUCAGGGUCAACUCGGCCAGAAAACUGGCCUUGAGAAUUUUUGCUCACAUAUAAAAAAGUGCCAUUGAGUUUUAAAAGACCAGCAAGUAUUUAGAAAUUCCUGCUUUACAUCUGUACCUCUUCCCACCCCUCAGGUGGUGCCUGCCUCUCCCAGGUGUAGCUGUUACUUGGUCAUUUCCAACCAAACAGCAGCUGCCCCAACUUGAUUAGCUUGGUCUGGGAGACUCUGUAAAUGUACAGAGUCGGGCUGCAGGCGGCUGACCCAGGGCCGCUGGGUCCUGCACACGGACUGCACCUCGCACCCCGGUCUGUGACCGCUUACCCACGCACGCUGGGCAGUGCACAGCCUGUGCGGUAGAUGCAGUGGUCCUUCUGACUGGGACGUGGUCAGAGGCGUUGAUGGAUUUUUAGCUUUGAUGAAAAACCAUGGUUCUUUAAAAAAUUUAUAUGGAUUAUAUGCCUAAAUCUCGAUGCCACGUAGUGGCAAGUAAUUAUGAAGAAUUGUCUGUUCAUAAUGGGUAGGUGCCUUUUUGUGAGCAGGGAACAUAAUUAUUAAUUGUGAUAACUACGGUAAUUUUUUAAAAAAGAUCAUGUAAUGCUAAAACGUUUUCUAACAGUUUACAGUCCCUAUCUCCAUGAUAUUAUGGAACUAGGAAUUUUUUCCUGAUGAGUGUUGUGUAGGUUCUUUGAACUUAGUGUAAAAGUACUGAGAAUUAAAUUUGUACUUUCAUAAGCUUGGGUUUUCAAUACUAGUGUCUCAUGAAUAAUAUAUGUAUUUGGGAGAGGGCGGGAUACCGACUGGUAUUUAGUAUUGUGUGAAAUAUCUCGUUUGAAACUUGUAGCAAUAAUGCUAUCCCAUUGUGAUCCUGUUCCACCCACUCCUGUUCUAAAUUUAACAUACACUUUAUCUUUGUAGGCGCUCAUGUCCAUUAAGUCAUUGUCAGUUGUAGUGGCUUUGGUGUGGACUUGGAGCAGCCACCUCAGCCUUCCAUUUUACUAACUCGGGUAGAACAACACGUCUAUUUGGGGGAUACCCUGGGUGUCUUAUUUAUUCCCUUGGGUGUUCCUUACCUGGAGAAUCACACAUUUCACUCGUCUCUUUCUUUGAAUCCUACAAGCUGUAGAUCCAGGAUUACUCAAACUCUUAGCUGCAGAGUCAAGGAUGGAACUGACUUCGCGGUGGGUACCGCUGCCCUGCUGGUCACUUCCGUGAAGAGCUGCUUAUUUGCCAGCCUGAGCAGAGAAAUUACAGUUUCUCUUGCUUUAUUUUCCUUUCUGGUUGGUUUGUUUUCUAGAAAUUCACGCAGAUGCUUUGGGGAAUGCCAUGUAUGAUUCACUAGCUCUCUUGCCACUGAACUCACUGUGAGUGUAAGUAUGCAUGCUUUUUGUAAUUAACUGGUGCUUUCAAGACCUUUUUUUUUUUCCCCCCCUUAAAAAUCUCAACCAAAGUUAUGCGCAUUCAGACAAGCUGACCUUUAAGUUAAAUUUCAGCACAACUCAUUCUUCAGUGCCUCAUUCCUGGGAAGAAAAAAAAAAAAA